Messenger RNA from Oncorhynchus masou masou (cherry salmon), 4053 nucleotides. RefSeq names its product polymeric immunoglobulin receptor-like. Lineage: Eukaryota; Metazoa; Chordata; Actinopteri; Salmoniformes; Salmonidae. Gene Ontology annotation, molecular function: transmembrane signaling receptor activity. Gene Ontology annotation, cellular component: plasma membrane. The record is from RefSeq and is a predicted model, not a curated record. The transcript has 8 exons. Bases 478 to 2175 code for a protein of 565 amino acids.
GAGAGAGGGAGGGCAGAGAGAGAAAAUAAAGUACAUGAAGUUUGUAUUUAAGUUCCUAUAAGUAGAGAAGAACGGAGAAAGUUACAGACUUGGACAAACAACAUUAUAUCAGGACCUAUAGACACCUGGACCAACCUGGAGAGAACACAACAUUAUAUCAGGACCUAUAGACACCUGGACCAACCUGGAGAGAACACAACAUUAUAUCAGGACCUAUAGACACCUGGACCAACCUGUAGAGAACACAACAUUAUAUCAGGACCUAUAGACACCUGGACCAACCUGGAGAGAACACAACAUUAUAUCAGGGCCUAUAGACACCUGGACCAACCUGGAGAGAACACAACAUUAUAUCAGGACCUAUAGACACCUGGAGAGAACACAACAUUAUAUCAGGACCUAUAGACACCUGGAGAGAACACAACAUUAUAUCAGGACCUAUAGACACCUGGACCAACCUGUAGAGAACACAACAAGAUGAGGAUCCAGCUGAUAGUCAUCCUCCUCUCCUUCAUGACAGGUUGUUUGAGCUCCUUCAAAGUGACAGGAUACUCUGGAGGAACUGUCAUCAUCUCCUGUCAUUAUUCCACAGAAGACAGAAGUCGUGACAAAUAUUUCUGCUCGGGGCAGUAUAGUUAUAGUUUGAGUUGUGAGGAUCAAAUCAGAACUGGAUUGAAUAACACCUGGAAGCACAGUGGUAGAUUCUCUCUGUAUGACAACAAUGGAGGAAACUACUUCAAGGUGAUCAUCAGACAACUGACCAGACCAGAUGAAGGGACCUACUGGUGUGGAGUGGACAAACCUACUGCACCUGACAGUUAUACCAAGGUAGAGCUGGAUGUGAAGAAGGAUGACUGCUGUGAGAAGUCAGUCACAGAGACGGCCUUUCUGGGAGGAGAAGCUUCCAUCAGAUGCAACUAUCCAGAGGACCAUGAGAACAGAAUCAAGUAUUUCUGCAAGGAACAAGAUCGCUUCAUCUGCAAUUCCAUGAACUCCAAAAACAACAAAAUAUCUGACACCGUACAGCGAUUAUCUCUGUCUGACAACAGAAGUGAGAGAUUCUCCACAGUGACCAUCAGUGACCUGACUGAAGAUGAUACUGGGACCUACUGGUGUGGAGUAGAAACCAGCAGGACAGAACAACGUUACAUUACACUGAUCACACAAGUGAAGCUGCUUGUUAUAACUUGGAGGAACGUCAGACUUGUAAAGAAGACAGGACAUGUUGGGGGGGUCGUCAGUCUCUGGUGUAAAUAUCCACGGGAGAAUGCGGAGAAUGAGAAGUUAUUUUGUAAAGGGGACAGUCCUUCAACAUGUGAAGAUAAGAUAACAUCUAGGAUACAGAACAAAAUGGCCGACAGUGGCAGGUUUUCCCUGUUGGAUAACCGUGAGAAGACCAUCUUCACAGUGCACAUCAAAGAGCUGAGACCCGAGGAUUCUGGGACAUAUUGGUGUGGAUCUAAUAGGAGAUGGAGACCUGCAGACUCCACUAGAUUUAUCCUCUCUGUGGUGAAACCAACCAACACCAUAACAACAACAACAGCAACACCACCAGACCCACCCACAACCACCUUCCUCUCACCAUCAUCAUCAUCAUCAUCACCAUCAUCAUCACCAUCAUUACCAUCAACAUCAUCAUCCCUCAAUGGAUCUGGUACCUCAGUGGUCAUCAUGGUGUCUGUUAGUCUGGUAGUGUUACUGCUGCUGAUCAGCCUGAUCCUAGUCUACAGAUGGAAAUACAACAAGGUCACAGGAUCUGUCUCUUCAACACACAGAGUGAGUCCAGACACAGUAAACAAUGACGGGGGUUGUCAUGGUGACGGUGACUAUGAGGAGAUAAUGGAGCGCCCCCUACAGUCAGACUCAGAUGCUGCGACCUCCACCAUCUAUGCCACCGCCAACUUACCCACAAGCUACUCUGACUCUCCCCACUAUGCCAGCAUCAAUUUCCACAAGAUCCCCAGAUUCCCCGAUGAAGCCAGAGUCACCAUUACUAAAGAGGGCAGGUGCCCCAAUGAAGCCACCGCUUCCAUUGCUAAAGUGGGCAUUUCAUCAUGUGACUACGCUACUGUGAACUUUGGUCAAUGCCCCGUCUACUCUACAGUCAAUCAUCCACACAGCUCCUCUGAGGCUCCUCCCAUCUACUCCACAAUCAGCAAACCUAGAGACACCUGAGUCAAUGGCAACCAAUCACAAGAUACAUACACACACUGGCGACCAAUCACAAGAGACAUAUUUUAACUAUAUGCGCUGACCUCUAUUUUUUUUUCUCUCUCCAAAGCCAUCACCUACAUAGAGAUGAACCUGGAGUAGAGUCCCCUAAGCACGCCGGUCCUGGUGCUCUGUUCACAAACAGACCCCACAGAGACCCAGGACAGCAAGACAAUUAGACCCAACCAAAUCCUGAGAAAACAAAAAGAGAAUUACUUGACACAUGGAAAGAAUUAACAACAAGAAACAGAGCAAACUAGCAUGGUAUUUGGCCCUAAACAGAGAGUACACAGUGGCAGAAUACCUGACCACUGUGACUGACCCAAAAUUAAGGAAAGCUUUGACUAUGUACAGACUCGUGAGCAUAGCCUUGCUAUUGAGAAAGGCCGCCGUAGGCAGACAUGGCUCUCAAGAGAAGCUGAGAGGAAACUGAGCUGCACUUCCUGACCUCCUGCCAAAUAUACGACCAUAUUAGAGACACAUUUCCCUCAGAUUACACAGACCAUAAAGAAUUAGAAAACAAAUCCCAUUUUUAUUAGCUCCCACACAGCAGCUCCCACACAGCAGUUUCCACAAGAAAUGGGCAACCAGUGAAAAACAAACGUCAUUGUAAAUAUUUAUUUUCACUUAUUUACUUGAACUAUUUGCACAUCGUUACAAAACUCUAUAUAGACAUAAUGACAUAAUGUGAAAUAUAUGUAUUAUCUUGGAACUUGUGUGUGUAAUAUUUACAGUUCACUUUUUAUUGUUUAUUUCACUUUUGUUUAUCCAUUUAAGUUGCUUUGGCAACGAAAACAUAUGUUUCCCAUAACAAUAAAACCCCUUGAAUUGAGAAGGGAGAGAGAGAGAGAGAGAGAGAGAGAGAGAUAAAGAGAGAGAGAGAGAGAGACAGAGAGAGAGAGAGAGAGAGAGAGAAAGAGAGAGAGAGAGAGAGAGGUUUGGGAAGGUUGUGGAGGUGAAUGGAGAUGUUGUAGAGAGGUUUGGGAAGGUUGUGGAGGUGUAUGGAGAUGUUGUAGAGAGGUUUGGGAAGGUUGUGGAGGUGUAUGGAGAUGUUGUAGAGAGGUUUGGGAAGGUUGUGGAGGUGUAUGGGGAUGUUGUAGAGAGGUUUGGGAAGGUUGUGGAGGUGUAUGGAGAUGUUGUAGAGAGGUUUGGGAAGGUUGUGGAGGUGUAUGGAGAUGUUGUAGAGAGGUUUGGGAAUGUUGUGGAGGUGUAUGGGGAUGUUGUAGAGAGGUUUGGGAAGGUUGUGGAGGUGUAUGGGGAUGUUGUAGAGAGGUUUGGGAAGGUUGUGGAGGUGUAUGGGGAUGUUGUAGAGAGGUUUGGGAAGGUUGUGGAGGUGUAUGGGGAUGUUGUAGAGAGGUUUGGGAAGGUUGUGGAGGUGUAUGGAGAUGUUGUAGAGAGGUUUGGGAAGGUUGUGGAGGUGUAUGGAGAUGUUGUAGAGAGGUUUGGGAAUGUUGUGGAGGUGUAUGGGGAUGUUGUAGAGAGGUUUGGGAAGGUUGUGGAGGUGUAUGGGGAUGUUGUAGAGAGGUUUGGGAAGGUUGUGGAGGUGUAUGGGGAUGUUGCAGAGAGGUUUGGGAAGGUUGUGGAGGUGUAUGGGGAUGUUGUAGAGAGGUUUGGGAAUGUUGUGGAGGUGUAUGGAGAUGUUGUAGAGAGGUUUGGGAAGGUUGUGGAGGUGUAUGGAGAUGUUGUAGAGAGGUUUGGGAAGGUUGUGCAGACAUGAGGUGACAGUUGAUGGUCUAGUAGGAGCUGUGUGUAAAACGACAGAACAGGCAUCCACAAAUACUGUCACCAUUUUGCUUUUCUCUCAUGAUGGUAUCGAUGAUAUACAUGGAAAUAGCCCACCCA